AUGUCGCAAGUCGUAACAGAAACCGAGGCGAACAAUCCGCUGGUUAUCAGAUUGCAGAAUGGCCAGGUCCUUCACGUGAAAUCCAAUGAGGCGACGGAUGCAGAUGAAAUCCCUGUCAUCGACGUGGACGGCAUCUAUAGUGAGAAGCUGGAAGACCGGCAAGCUGUGGCCGAUAAGAUUCGUGAAGCUGCUCAUCGUAUUGGGUUCUUCUAUGUGGUCAACCAUCGAUUUGAUCCCAAAUUGGCAGAAGACGUUUUUGAGCAAGCGAAGCGUUUCUUCGCCUUGCCGCUGGAGAAUAAGCUCGAGGUGGACACCAACCUUGUACCCAAGGAAUACGUGGGAUAUCAUGCCAUGUCUAGUUAUAACAGGAAUGGAAGAAAACAUAAAGACCUCAGUGAAGCUUUCAAUCUGGCUUACUCGGCUGAGCAAGAUCCCGAAAACCCAGAGAACGAUGCAGGAACGUCAAUAUGGCCGAGCGAUCUACCCGGCUUCAGAGAAGGGUUAUAUGCUUACCACACUCCCAUGCUGUCGUUUGCGCGCAAGAUGACCCGGAUAUUUGCGCUGGCACUCCACCUUCCAGAAACAUAUUUUGACGAAUGGGCCAAGACGCCUGAGGCUGGCAUGCGCAUCCUCCAUUACCCGGAACAGGAGGCAACUGUUGACGACCAGAAUGGUAUUGGAGCUCAUACGGAUUUCGAGUGCUUCACCAUCGUCAACCAAGACAUGUCCGGAGGACUUGAAGUGUUGAGCAAAUCAGGCCGAUGGAUCCGAGCGAACCCAGUACCAAAUUCGUUUGUGAUCAAUAUCGCAGAUUGCUUCAUGCGCCAGACCAACGACUAUUUUGUGUCGACUGUCCACCGAGUAAUCAACAAGAGUGGUCAUGAGAGGUAUUCGAUUCCGUUCUUCUAUGGACUGGACAGAAGGAUGAUCAUGGAGCCUAUCCCAUCAUGUAUAUCCGAGGACAAUCCAUCCAAAUACCCGGUGAUGACGGCUGGGGAGUAUUAUUUGUGGAGGGCAAAGAAGGCGAAGCAGGGUGAUAAAGGCGAUGAAUAG
Molecule: messenger RNA, 1053 nt
Organism: Exophiala viscosa
Lineage: Eukaryota; Fungi; Ascomycota; Eurotiomycetes; Chaetothyriales; Herpotrichiellaceae
Product: putative gibberellin 3-beta hydroxylase
Exons: 3
Coding region: 1-1053 (350 amino acids)
Molecular function (GO): 2-oxoglutarate-dependent dioxygenase activity
Source: RefSeq, a predicted model, not a curated record